UAUUCUAAUAACGAACCUCCAACCCGGAAAAGGUGCUAAGAAGCAGACUUUUCUGUUAUCGAUCACACUGACAAAUACGCAGGGCGGGCAGGGGUCCUCUGGUGCACGCCGGACCUCCAAAAAGUUGUUUUUAAAACUUGUUGACUUCCGCCAUGUAGGUCUACUGGUGUCGUCGCAAGUGUGCUUCGUAGCGGUCCUGGGAGCUGGUUGUGUUGGGGCAAGAGUCUGCGAGGCGGUGACAUGUGAUAGCGGCAGCAUGCCGUACAUGGACCGACUGAACCGUGUGUGUGGAUUCCUGGAUAUCGAAGAGAAAGAGAACAGUUGCCGUUUCCAGAGACGUUACUUCAUCCUGGACACUCAGGGGAAUGCUUUGCUGUGGUACAUGGACAACCCUCAGAACCUGCCCAGUGGAGCAAGCUUUGUUGGCUGCGUGAGAUUAACCUAUAUCUCCAAGGUAAAUGAAGCUACUGGGAAGCAGAAGCCAAAGACAGAGUUCUGCUUUGUCAUCAAUGCAGUAUCCCGAAGGUACUUCCUCCAAGCCAAUGACGCGACAGACAUGAAGGACUGGGUCGCUGCUCUCAACCAGGCCAGCAAGAUCACCGUUCCUAAGACUGGUGCUGCACCUGCAAGAUCCGACGUGGCCUCAGUUAUCAGUGACACUUACCGAGUGGGGAAGCAGCAAGCAUAUAAGACGGAGAUCCACGGAGGCGUGGUAGUGCACACACCCAUCCUGAACGAGAGCAUCAAGCCUGAUGUGCUGAGGUUCGGUUACUGUGUCAAACAAGGCAAUGUUAGAAAAAGCUGGAAGAGACGCUUUUUUACCCUCGAUAACAAUGCGGUCAGUUACUACAAGUCAGAGAUGGACAAAGAGCCUCUGCGAGCCAUUCCCCUCAGGGACAUUCAGAAAGUUCAUGAAUGUCUCGUCAAAUCGGGUGAGCUCCUGCUGAGAGACAAUCUGUUUGAGAUCAUCACCGGAUCCCGAACCUUCUACAUACAGACAGACUCUCCAGAGGAUAUGCAUGGUUGGAUCAGGGACAUUGAGAUGAAGAUUCAGGAUUUCAGAGGCCCUAGCAAGGGAUUUUCAUUUAAAAGAGCUUCAUCUCUUUAUCGGAGUCACAACGCUUCGGCGAGUCGAAGCCACCGAGUCGUCGAGCAGCGGCCGACUCUGGUCAAGUCGUGCUCCGUGGCACCGGGCUGGCAGCCGUGGACGCCUAUCCCUGCAAAUGAGGCGUCCAUCUUGGAUGCGGACGACAACGACAGCGCUUUCAGCACCGUGCCCACAUUGGCCUCACUCUCCUCCUCCCCCAACUCUUCCUCCACGUCCUCCUCCUCCAACUCUCUCUCCACCCUAAACCCGUGCCCCGGUAUGCCUAUUAGUGGAUUGGGCAUCCUCACGGCAUCCGGAGACGUGGCAUGCGGGCGUCGGAGGCACCGUUCGCAGCCUCAGUCUCACACAGGCUCCAUGUUCCCCUUUAGCCUGGAUGAUGACAGCAUCCGCACCACUGAUGUCUAGGUUCUGUGGGUUCUAUGUGGUUCUUGUUUGUCUAUUUGACUGGUCAUUGUGGUAUAUCCCCCUACUAACAAGGUGACCCUGUGUCAAUGUUAUGACUAGCAACAAGGGCCCCCAGCUAGUCAUCUCAAUGUGUUGCAAAUGAUCUGGGAGCCAAGAGGAACAGUAGCGUUGAAUUGUUAGAGGGCUGUUUUAAAAAAAAAAAAAAAAGGAUUCUGUUGUUGGUUUGUGCAACUUCCUCAAAAACUUGAACUUUGAUUGUUGGACUGCAGGGCUACAAAUGGCACAUGCAUUUAACCAUUUGCACUUGUCUUCAAUUUGACCUUCUCUGCAGAAAAAAAAAUAUGCUAGAUGUUGUCAGCAUGUACUGUAUAUUUUAGUAGUUCAUAGGCCUCCUCUUUUAGCAUUCUUUCCGUGAUAGACGUGUGACGCAGCGAUUGUCAGCAUUCGACAAGCAUUUCCUGACCACAAACGAGACAAGUGAAAGUGUUCAGUCAACUUCAAUCUUAAGAAAACAAAGUUCACACAACAGUGUAGAUUGAAACAUCAGCCAUUGCUAAGCAGGAAGUGGUGGUGCCGUAAUAAAUAAUACAGCCGCUUCAUAUGGUACUUGAUGAAGAAUACAUAAUAUAGAUGAGCCGUUCAGAGGUUUCUAAAUGUGACCCACCCCCUUCCCUGCAGCAUUAUAGGGGUGUAAAAGCUGCCGUUUCUUUUAAUUUAUUAGCAAUUUUGCACUUCUUUGUUUUUUUUUAAACCUUUUUAUAUGCUUAACCACUUUCAAAACUUCCUUGAAGAUGUCUCAAAUAGUUUGUUGUAACACCCGAGGCUUCAACUCGUGCUUGAAUGCUUUGCUCACUCGUUUGUCUGCACAUGUUGGUUUUCCUUCUUUUAUAAUAAAUAUUUUAUAUUUGUCUUAUAACGUA
Molecule: messenger RNA, 2433 nt
Organism: Syngnathus typhle (broad-nosed pipefish)
Lineage: Eukaryota; Metazoa; Chordata; Actinopteri; Syngnathiformes; Syngnathidae
Gene: plekha2
Product: pleckstrin homology domain containing A2
Exons: 12
Coding region: 257-1513 (418 amino acids)
Cellular component (GO): cytoplasm; membrane
Molecular function (GO): PDZ domain binding
Source: RefSeq, a predicted model, not a curated record